This is a messenger RNA of Mucor velutinosus, 6486 nucleotides long. It is a transcript of the gene SPC3, whose product is annotated as Signal peptidase complex subunit. Gene Ontology annotation, biological process: reticulophagy; piecemeal microautophagy of the nucleus; autophagy of mitochondrion. The transcript is spliced from 8 exons. The coding region runs from base 1 to 6486 and encodes 2161 amino acids. The record is from RefSeq and is a predicted model, not a curated record. Lineage: Eukaryota; Fungi; Mucoromycota; Mucoromycetes; Mucorales; Mucoraceae. Gene Ontology annotation, molecular function: phosphatidylinositol-3-phosphate binding. Gene Ontology annotation, cellular component: phagophore assembly site.
AUGAAAGCUUGGAGUUAUUUAUCUGAAUGGACGAGCUACGCUCUACCAAAGAACAUACAAAAACGAUUAUACAAGUUUGUACUGAGAAGGGCUAUUGGGCAGUUUCUGCAAAAUGAACUAGACCUGGAGAACUUUGACAUUGCAUUGAUGAACGGCAAUCUAGAGCUACGUGAUUUAGAUUUGAACCUACAGUUCAUCAACAAGCUGCUGGACGAUACUCCUUUUGUGUUGGAAAAGGGAAGUGUGUCCAGUAUCAGUGCUUCUAUACCUUGGGCAAAGCUGUUGACAGCUGAUAUUUCACUCAAGAUCCAAGGAUUACAGCUAUGUCUACGUCCAGUCAAGAACAAACCAAGAUCACACAAAGCUGAUCAGCCAUCUACACCCACUGAAGAGCCUAUACUCUCUUCUUCCUUGCAUUUCGCCGAUGACUUUUUGCGCACCGAAAUUGAAAAAGAGCAAGCUGAUGAAUUGCACAAAUCCAUCCAAGAUUCGUUUCAUGGAUCGACAACCACAUCAGCAACCACCAAUGACGAUAUCGACAUGGAAGGACUGCAAGUGUUGACCAAAGUCAUCGAUAAAAUGAUGUCUCGAGUCAAAAUAGAUAUUAUGGAUACGUUGAUACGCAUCAUUCAUCAAUCAGCUGUUCCUCUAGCAAAUGCACCUGACAAUGCAUAUCGCCUUGAUAUCUGUAUUCCGAGAAUUUCGUAUUUUGAUGAAACGCCAGAGUUCAAUGCCUCACCAUCCGCUACUGCGACCGCUACUGGAUCCACGCACUCGGGUCUCAUGGAGAGUUCCAUCUUGAUGCCCCCAGUGGCAAACGAAACCAUCAAGAUUAUUACAUUUGCCUCGCCAGAGAUUUGGCUUAGAUCAGCAGCUUCUACUGCAACUGCGACGUCGACCACAGGUAACACAGCAAGUGCAGGUCUGUAUUCAAUACCAACCAACAGUGAAACAACGAUCAAUCAAGAUGUACAGGAUACUGGGAGCAUCGAUGGCGAGGAUGGGGAUAGUGAUGAUAUGCUGAAUCAGACAGAGUUCUUUGAGGCAAACCAGGGCAACUCGAGUUUAUUCCAGAGUCGGUACAACAGAUCGUUCCAUCGGAAAAUGAGUGGAUCCAUUACACCAAAAGCCAACCUCAACAACUACAAGCCCUACGAAGCUUUGAUAUUUACAACAUUGGAUAAAAAGAACUGGGUCAGGCUCAAGCUGAGACCAUCCAUUGAUGGCGUGUCGUUUAUCUCAGUAAAGCAAAUCGACUGUUGGAUUACACACAUGAGAGCCAUCAUCUCACCACAGCAAGUGGCCUUUUUCAUGGAUCUAUUAGAUACAAUGACACCAUCGACUGUGGAUCAAGAAGAGCAAGACAUCAGAUCCAAAAAGCCAUUCACACCAAAACCGCCAUCCACCGCCAGCACCAAAACUACAGAGUUGAAUUUACUAGACGACUUGGAUACAUUCAACCAUACCAGCCCCGUGAUACCUCCUCCUUCUUCCUUUCCUAUGGCUACUAAUCCAUUGUCUCAGCCAUCUUUAUCCAGCGCCACGCCAUCCGCUAUACCAGAACGUAAGGUUAAAUUGCAAAUAUCACUCAUAGAGCUAUUCCUUCUGGGCAACGAUGAACCUGUGAGUCAAUGGUCCGAUCCAGCACACGACAAAAAUCACAUGCGAUUUGCUAUUCAACAACUGAAUCUACGGUUACAGCAAUUUCCAGCAGCAACAACAACAGCAGCGGCAGCAGCAGCAGUAAUAGUAGACCAACAACAAAAGCAGAAACUGCUCUCCAUCUUGGAAAUGCGUAUCGCCAAUGUCAUACUAGAUGAAUGGAUCGUUCGGCCUCCACAAGCCAAGAGCUCGCCGUUUGUCUCUUCAAGAUCACACACCAGGUACAACGUCUAUAAUCCCAUCUUUCAAUUUGAUAAUCGCAUCAAGCAAGAUUAUCGCUCAGAGGAGCAUUUUCCAGCCUACCUACCAAUACCAUCAGACCAAGUCAGCAGAUCAGCAGCACAGCAAUCUGAAGUAAUACGUAUUCGCAUUGAAAAGAAACAGAGCCGAGAAUCAGGAGGAGGGAGGUUUGCAGAAGAAGGCAUCUCAUUUGAGGAGGACAUUAGUGUGGAUAUACCUGCUUUCAAAUUGCAGAUUGAUCCAUGUAUCAUUGACAGGGUAGAAAACUACAUACACGCAAUUGACGCAUACAACAAGAGGAAGGAAUCAAACAAGAGGCAAGAUAGUCCGUUCACUUCACAGCGCAAGGCACAUGAAGAGCCUAGGCCCUCUGUGUUUGAUGACUUGCAGUCUCAGGAAAACAUCCAAAUGCGCAAAGUGCGUGUCAAGUGUGCAUUCAUUCGUAUCUUACUGUUUGCUCCUGAUAUGAGCCAAAUCAGCACUCGAGAGGAAUUCAACGAUCGUUUCCAUGACAGCCAAUUGAGCAUCGACAUCAAGACAUUGAUUGCCACAUGGAACUCCACCACGACAGUCAUUGACGAUGCACCGGACAGCCAAGAUCCUCAUCCCUAUCAUCGUCCAACGGCGAGCAAGAAUAGCAGAAGUAGCAGCAGCAACACUCACAUCCAUACAAGCAACAAUACCAACAGCAACAAGCUCAACAUUGAUCUCAACUAUGUCAAUGUAUUCAUGCAUCUCAAAAAUGAUGAAUUUGCACGAUGUUGGUUUACUGCAAAGACCAUGCAAGAAAGCAGCAAAAUCCUGACCACAGAUGGCACAGUAUCACCUUCCGUUGAAAUUACGAUUCAAGAAGCACAACCACUGUCUGCUGCUGAUACUGCUGCUGGUGCUGGCAAUCGAUCAGGGUUCUUUGGCUCGGGCGCCAACAUUGUCGAGACAUUGUUCCAGUUUCUGGAAAAGAAUGAAAGCUUUCAUAGCGAGCAAAAAGUGCACAUGCCUAUGGACGAGCAAGCAGAAUCUGCCUUGAUAUUCAAGCAGAGAACCAUUGAAACAUCGACAUUUGUCAUCAAUUGCCAUCUGCCUCAAGCAGACAUGAACUUGACAAAGCAAGUCUGGGAUACGGUGCAGAUCAUUCAAAAUGACCUGUUACUGUGGCAGCCGAGAUUCAUUACUAUGCAGCAACAACAGCAACAACAACAAGCGCAGAGUCUCGAUGAUGUGUCAUCUUUGCACUCGAUGGAUUAUCACAACUUUUUCUCUGAUGUCAAAUCUACCUCUAGUGUUAUGAGCCAAAGCUAUGAAAGAUUACGGCCACUCCAUUAUCAGCAGCAACAACCAUCGUCCAUGGGCUAUUUUCCACCAGUGACUGAACAGCCUCUUCAAAAGCAGAGCUUGUUUUCCAUUGUAGCAGUGAUGAGCAAUGGUGUUUGGGACAUCUGCACAUCGGAAACACACACUUAUCGACUGCAGUUUUCUGAAUUCAAGUAUUUUGCUGCGAUCAAACACUUGGGAGAGAAUGAGAAUGUCACUACGCUUGACAUUGAAGACCUGGAUGUUACCGAUAUGUCAGAUGCAACUAAGCCUGUAAAAAUACUAUACAAGACGAUCCCAAAAAAGAUUCAUCUCAAACGAAACACCUCCAUGGUAUCAUUGAUCUCAAAACUCAACUCGUUUCCCGAAUCAAAUCGCAUCAACAAGGUCACCAGUGUGGUGGCAUGCAAUAUAUGCUGGAAAGCAUCUGCCGACGUCUCGUUUGUGGAUCAAAUUGUCGAAUUUCAAAAGGUGCCUGAGGAAAUGGUCUUUAUCGACCCACCAACACAGUACAUCAAGGUAUUCGCUCACAUUUUGGAGACAUGUUUCGACUACGAACCCAUCUACAGUCCUACACGUGCCGUGGUCAUCUGGGACGGCAUUGAAAUCAUUACCAAUAUUCUAGCAGGCCAGCCCUUGAUCGAGGUCAAGACAUUCAUCCAAAGCAUCGAACUGUACUUGAUUGACGAUAAGCAAGAGCUUGAUAUGGCUGCAGAAAAGCGACUGGAAGGGAAAACCAGUGAUGCACGCAACUAUUGGACCACGCUGGGAUUUGCCAAUGCAUUGUCGAUUCAAAACAUUGAACUCGCAGUAAAGAUCAAGCUGGAUGACCAUGUAGCCGCUCCGCAGACCGACGUUUCAUUGGUCAGUACGGAUAUUUGCAUUGAUUCCAAUGCAGAUUCGUUCCAAACAUUGCUGAAUUUGAUUACAUUUGUCACCAACAACGGAGAUGCAACUAUACCUGCAAAUGCUAUCGCUGCAGCCAAGAGACGCACACAACAGUACACGCGUCCAUCACAAGGGCAUAGUCACUCUGGCCGUCGUCGUCGUCGUCGUCGUCGUUCAAGUCAUGCUGGUUCAAAAGUACAUGCCACCAUUCAAAAGGAAGACAUGCUGGCCAGUAUUGAUGAAACUGCGUUUAAAGCAACUCCGCAAAAGAUAUCGCCACCCACCAUCAUUGACGCACCUGAUAUGGAGGAAUUCAGUCUUGUAGAAGAGUUUUAUCAAACCAGUGAUGAUCCAGAAAACCGGGUCACGAACAAAAAGCCAAUCCUGGUGCCGCCCACCAAACCUCGUCGCAAACAGCAUCGCCAUAAGAGAAGCGCUACCACGGAGGAUAUCAUCCGUAUCUUGACGCCCAUGGAAGACAUGGAUGAACGACUUCAGUUUGAGGUGAUUGAAGAUUAUUUCAGUGUGGAAAAGAAGGCAGCAGCGCCCAAAUCAGUAGUAGACAUUACCAAAGCAAGCCUGUCCUUGCGUGUUGCCAAUGUCAAUGUCAUUUGGAAACUCUAUGACGGUUACGAAUGGGCCUAUGUCAAGGAGGAUAUGGCAGCUAGGGAUUCAGCGGCUGCUGGUGUCCCAACAAGGUCAGAGGAUCGAGACCACCAACAGCAAACUGGAUUCGGUCAGGAUUUCAUAAAGAAGCCAACAAAAUCCAAAAAGAAGCGUACGGGAGAUGCUCACAUUGAGUUUAGGCUGGACAGCAUUGCUAUCGAAUUCGACAUGAUGCCUGAAAAAGACGAAACAGCUUUUUGGUUUCAUUUGCGGAUCAAGGAUGUGGAAAUCAUUGACAAUAUCAGAACCUCUGAUUGGAAAAAGUUUUUGGGCUACAUGCGGUCCGGUGUAGAUCAACGUGAAUUGGAUGAUUGCAUGGUCAAUCUGGAGCUCAUUAGUUUAAGACCUGUCAAAGACGAUCCUCAGCAGGAAUACCGGUUGAAAGCUAUACUGUUGCCUAUUCGACUGUAUGUGGACCAAGAUGCCAUGACAUUCUUGCAGAAAUACUUUUUGUUUGACAAAUCGUAUUUGAGGUCAACGCAUGCUGCUAAUUUAUCAAUUCCUGUAAAGCACGCGGAUGAUUUCUUCUCCUCCUCCUCCUCCUCCUCCUCCUCAUCGUCAUCGAGUGAGUGCGAUCAAGAAAAAGAGCAAGGUGAAGAGGGAGAGAGCAGCGGACAAUCCGACGAUGGAAGCGAGGAUGGGCCAGGCAUGUUUUUCCAAUAUGUCGACAUAUACCCCAUUACACUCAAGGUGGAUUACAAGCCCAAGGUCUUUAAUCUAGGCAACUUUAGAGAAGGACAAGUGAUUGAACUGAUGAACCUGUUUCGCCUGGAUGCUGCAGAAAUGCAACUGAGCCAUAUCAAACUCACAGGCAUCAAGGGCAUGGAUGGGCUCGGGGACAAGCUUGGCAAAGAAUGGCUACCGCACAUUCUCAACACACAAAAGGGCAACAUGGUCUCUGGUGUGUCCCCUGUGCGCUCCAUUGUCAACUUGAGCACAGGCGUGGCUGACCUCGUAUUGCUCCCUCUACAACAAUACCGCAAAGAUGGUCGACUGAUGAAGGGUAUUCAACGAGGCACAUCUUCGUUUGCUAGAGCCACGGCUAUUGAGGCGAUCAAGUUGAGCUCUCGAGUCGCUACUGGCACACAAGUUAUCUUGGAACACGCAGACGGCUUCUUCUCACCUACGACACCGGCACCUCCAGCAACAUCGUCUUCACCCUCCUCGUAUUCUUCAACGCACUUGCAGCAAUUGCAUGAUCAGCACCAACAACAUUUCGUAUACACAGAUGUUCAUGGUGCAGAACUCAGUGCCAUCGAUGAUGACAUUUCACCUGUCAGGGCAGCCAUGUCAUCUCCAGCUGUACCAGCGGCUAUACCUACUGGCUCCAACAAGGGCAAAGAAAAGUAUCGCAGAAGCAUCAGCAGUAGUGGCGGUAGUCCAAGCGAUCUUGCAGAGGGUCUACAGCAUGCCUACCAUAAUAUCAGUAGAAACUUGGGAUCUGCAGCACAGACCAUCUUUGCCGUACCGACAGAGAUUCAAUCAGAGGAUACGCAUGGCGGCGAUGAGUAUUAUGAAUACGGCACUAGUCAUGGUAGCAAUAGUAGCAGAGGGAGUAGUAGCAAUGCCAAAGCUGUCAUUCGUGCUGUACCGGUAGCAGUUAUCAAGCCCAUGAUAGGAUUGACAGGCGCAUUUCAAAGCAUAUUGACAGGACUGAGGAAUUCAAUUGAUCCAGUGAUGAGAUUGCAGAGUGAAGAUAAAUAUAAAAAGCCAAAAUAG